GUUGAGAGUCUGCGAGAAGAAAUUGAUAUGAUCCUAGAAGCUAGGGUGCCUGAGUUUGAGGCCCCUUCUGCAGAGCCUGCUGAGGAUACAGUGAUGACUGCCUUAUUCGCCACUUCUGAGAUUCCAUCACCUCCUCCUCGAGAGCAUGCUAAGAGGCGCAAGGGUCGAGAGGAGUAUGAGGCUAGAGCACAGAAGGAGCGUCGUGAGAUGAGGCUGCGAGGAGAGCCUGAUGAGGAGGCGCGUCGGAUCAGGGUUGCAGAGUCAGCUGCUGGGGCAUCUAGCUCCAAAGAUGUGGCGACAGCAGGAGGCACUACUGAUAGUGCUGUUGCUGAUGAGGACACUACUGAGGGUGUUCAUAUUACAUAUGAAGUGGGUUUCGGGGAACCGGACCCACCAGCUUGCUGAUCGCCAGCGCUUUGCGCCCCAGUGACUGCGGAACGUAUGUAGCUGUUUUUGCUAAAUGUUUUAUCGGCGAAUUGAAUGCCCCAUCAAUCCCUUUCAAAAGUGAAUAUCUUCGCUCAAUGUAUGCAAUACCGUUAUGGAAAUAUGGUACCUAUAAGGCCAAGGCGAAAUACGUUAGCAAGAAUGAUGAUCCUACAAGGAUAAAUGGUGUCUUCUUCAUUACAUUGGCAGAUGAUGAACUGAAUAAUGUUGAAUAGUAGUAAAAAUACCUUAAGUGUUCUGGAUUAUUUUUUUCCAGGUUAACAUUAUAUUUCUAAGUAACUCUUACGUCUAAAUUUGAAGAGUUUUUAGGUCGCUUUUAAAA
Solanum pennellii is the source of this 766-nucleotide messenger RNA. RefSeq lists its product as uncharacterized. Lineage: Eukaryota; Viridiplantae; Streptophyta; Magnoliopsida; Solanales; Solanaceae. Bases 28 to 405 code for a protein of 125 amino acids. The record is from RefSeq and is a predicted model, not a curated record. The transcript has 2 exons.